Geodia barretti is the source of this 696-nucleotide messenger RNA. Lineage: Eukaryota; Metazoa; Porifera; Demospongiae; Tetractinellida; Geodiidae. The record is from the annotation of a GenBank genome assembly.
AUGCAGAGGAUUCGGCGGGCUAGGUGUGGCCCUGAGUUAUCCACUCAAGAGGUGUUAUGGGCGGGCGCCAGGCCUGGCGACUCGGCAUUGGAGGAGAAUUACUCUGUUAUGUCUGGUAACACGCUGGAAAGAGAACAAACUGAGGGCAGGACCCUCUCGAGAAUUGGUCGGAAGCCCAUACCCAUUCCUGUGGGAGUGGAAGUCGAGGUCCAUUACGGGGGAAUGACUGUAAAGGGUCCCAGGGGUAACCUGACCCAGAAUUAUCCUACCCGAGUAAGGUUCGUAGAAGAUGGCAAUGUGCUGGUGGAACGCAUUUCCGAAAGGAAGUUUCAUCACUCUCUCCAUGGCCUGACUCGAAGCCUCAUCGCCAAUGCCAUCGUGGGCGUCACAGACGGUUACACCAAGACACUGGAAUUAAUGGGUGUCGGCUACCGGGUACAACAGUCAGGUGAGGGUAUUGUCCUUAAUGUGGGUUUCAGCCAUCCGGUGGAAAUCCAGCCACCUGAGGGCGUAACCAUGGAGGUUGAGGGAAUCAACCGCGUCCAUGUCCGUGGUAUCGACAAGCAGAAGGUCGGAGAAUUGGCAGCUCAGGUAAGGAAAGUGCGCCCGCCCAAUGCCUACAAGGAAAAGGGAAUUCGGUAUCAGGGAGAAAUUCUCCAUUUCAAGCCCGGCAAAGCGGCAGCUCGCAAGGCCUAA